Molecule: messenger RNA, 1728 nt
Organism: Dinoponera quadriceps
Lineage: Eukaryota; Metazoa; Arthropoda; Insecta; Hymenoptera; Formicidae
Gene: SCCRO
Product: DCN1-like protein 1
Exons: 5
Coding region: 92-856 (254 amino acids)
Biological process (GO): positive regulation of ubiquitin-protein transferase activity; protein neddylation
Cellular component (GO): ubiquitin ligase complex
Molecular function (GO): cullin family protein binding; ubiquitin-like protein binding; ubiquitin conjugating enzyme binding
Source: RefSeq, a predicted model, not a curated record
GAGACGUUCACAGAACAUGCGCAUGUUCGUGUCAAGUGUAGUGCGAGGGGAAUAAUAUUUUGGCUUUCGGGGGCCUAAAAUUAGCUGGAAAAUGCAAAAAUUAAAAUUUUCACAAAGGGACAAGGUGAAAAAAUUUAUAACAUUUACACAAACUGGAGAACAAACCGCAAUAUAUUGCCUGGCACAAAAUGACUGGAAGCUGGAUCUGGCGAGCGACAACUACUUCCAAAACCCAGAAGCUUAUUGCAAAGAACCUAAAAAUUCUGUAGAUAAGAAGAAACUGGAAAUAUUGUACAGCAGAUACCAAGAUCCAAGUGAGCCCAAUAAAAUUACAGCGGAUGGUAUUAUGAAAUUUCUGGAUGAUUUGGGUCUAAGUCCUGAGAGUAAGCUAGUUUUAAUCAUUGCAUGGAAAUUUCGUGCUGAAACACAGUGUGAAUUCACAAAAGAUGAGUUCAUGAAUGGAAUGGUGGACUUGGGCGUGGAUAAUAUAGACAAGCUGAAGGCGCGUUUAUGUAGCUUAGAAAAUGAAUUGAGGGAUCCUCAGAAAUUCAAAGAUUUCUAUCAUUUUACAUUUAAUUAUGCAAAGAACACAGGACAGAAAGGUUUGGAUCUGGACAUGGCAAUCGCUUAUUGGAACAUUGUAUUAGACGAUAAAUUUAAAUUUCUCCAAUUAUGGUGUCAAUUCCUACAAGAACAUCACAAGAGAUCGAUUCCGAAAGACACGUGGAACUUAUUGUUAGACUUUGCACUUAUGAUUAAUCCAGACAUGAGUAAUUAUGACGAAGAGGGUGCCUGGCCAGUUUUAAUCGAUGAUUUCGUAGAAUGGGCGCAACCCCGAGUCCGUCAAUCUCUCUAACGUUAUUUUUUUUUCUUUAUGAUAAAUUUUGAACGAUCUUACACAGUAACUUUAUUUAUUCGAUAUACGGAACGUAUAUUCUCCAAAUGUGUUUCAUUGGACAUUUUUUCAGUAACGCGAAAUCAUUCUACUUUUAUAGUACAUGAUUUCACGCGGGUUUAUUGUGCUCAACGUUUUCUGAGUAAAAUCGUUGUGUAACAGUAUAAUGACUCAUAGUAUAUAAUGUAUAGCUUCCUUGUAAUAUGCAUUGUCGAACAAUGUACAAUAUACCGCUUCGAUAGAUAAUGUUUUAUUUGCUGAAAUAUGUAAAGAGAGAGAUUGAGAGAGAGAGAGAGAGAAAGAGAGAGAGAGAGAGAGAGAGAAAGAGAGAUAUCUUUUGAGUGUUUCCUUAAAAAGUAAUAGCGCUAUUUACUUGUACCGAGUUCUAUUUGUGUAAGGACUAACCACGUAGGAUAUGCAAAAUUAUUAUCUGUAAGAUAACUUAAGUUAUCUUAUAGAUAAUAAAUUAUUAUCUUUAAGAUAACUUAAACCGCGAUCUUUGAUUUAUCUUCGAAGAAGAAAACGAGUAUUGCCUUGUGAUUGAUCAUAUUGUACAAAGUAAUACGACAUGUAAGACGUUCCUUUACAAAUGAGAACACGGCAAAAAGUUGCUCAACUAACGUUGGUACACGCAAGCAGUUCAUAGAUCAAUCAAGAAAAAAGAAUCUUCUUCUUUCAAGAUAAUGUGCAGCAUUGCAGACGAAAUUGCAAGAGGAAGGGGGGGGGGGGUAUAGUUUAUAUGUUCGUGUAGAUAGUAAUUUCUAAAAAUUACGUUGUUGAGAAUUGUUAUUAAAUAAAUUCUACAAUAUUUCACUAUAUACACAUACACAUAC